This is a messenger RNA of Miscanthus lutarioriparius, 1719 nucleotides long. The record is from the annotation of a GenBank genome assembly. NCBI's taxonomy places the organism in Eukaryota, Viridiplantae, Streptophyta, Magnoliopsida, Poales, Poaceae.
AUGGAGAGAGUCACUGAGCGGUGGAAGAUCUUCGUCGGUGGCCUCUCCACCCUGCGAGGACGCAAAACUCAAAUGGCAUCUUUGUGGCUCGAUGGAACUGCGAUGAGCUCCAAGUCAUCAUACAACAAGCUGUCCACUGCAAAUGACAAGAUGGAUUCCAAUGCCCGGGGCCACGGGAAUACUCGGUCGAAUGGCGCCCUGGGGCGGAAUCAGUCUGGCCUCUCAGUUGAUCCGUCCGCUGGCUCCGAACCAGCAGUGCAGUCGCAUGUCAUCCCUUCUGAUAAGAGAUCGCGCCGCGACAAGUCUGAUGAUCCAGCCGACAAAGUGAUCCCGAAUCCGGCGGUGGUAUCUGGAACAGGUGCCAUGCCGGCGGAAGCAGCAGCCAGAGGUGACAAGACCAUUCCUCAGGGCACCUUUGAUGCUUCUACUAGUAGUGAUAACGUGGAUAGCUCUGGUAGUGGUCAUAUCAAGCGGCAUACUGGGAGCGAUCGCAGGUGGGAGGCCAUCCAGUUGGCCAGCGGCAGGGGCUCCCCUCUCAGCCUAGUCCACUUUAGGCUUCUGAAGCGCCUUGGCUAUGGAGACAUUGGCAGUGUUUACCUCGUGGAGCUCAGGGGGACAGACACCUUCUUUGCCAUGAAGGUGAUGGACAAGGAGGCGCUCAUCAGUAGGAACAAGAUGAUCCGUGCAGAAACGGAGAGACAGAUACUUGGCCUUCUUGAUCACCCCUUUCUACCCACCCUGUACACUCAUUUUGAGACCGAAAAGUUUUACUGCCUUGUCAUGGAGUACUGCUGCGGUGGCAACCUGCAUUCGCUUCGGCAGAAGCAACCUAACAGGCAUUUCAAUGAGCAAGCAGCCAGAUUUUAUGCCUCUGAGGUGUUGCUUGCGCUUGAGUACCUCCACAUGCUAGGCAUUGUCUACAGAGACCUGAAACCAGAAAAUGUCCUGGUCAGAGAUGGGGGACACAUCAUGCUGUCUGACUUUGACCUGUCUCUGAGGUGUUCAGUCAGCCCGAUGCUAGUCAAAUCCUCAUCAAUCAAUGCUGGUGCCAAUGGCGUUAAGAAAGGCGUAGUCCCUGCUGAGGGUGUCAACCAAGGCUGCAUACAGUCAUCAGCGAUCUUCCCGCGCAUACUCCCCAAGAAGAACCGCAAGACCAAAUCAGACUUCAGCAUCAACGGAUCGCUCCUGGAGUUCAAUGCUGAGCCGACAGAUCUUGUGGUCGAUGUCAUUUGUCGGAAACACGAGUACCUUGCACCAGAGAUCAUCAGAGGAGAGGGACAUGGAAGCGCGGUGGAUUGGUGGACCUUCGGCAUCUUCUUGUAUGAGCUGCUCCAUGGCAUGACACCGUUCAAGGGGAAUAGCAACCGUGCCACGCUGUGCAAUGUGGUGGACCAGCCACUGCGGUUUCCUGAUACCCCACCUGUGAGCAAUGUCGCCCGUGACCUCAUCCGUGGGCUUCUGGUGAAGGACCCUCAGAAGAGAAUCGCAACCAAGAGGGGUGCCACUGAGAUCAAGCAGCACCCAUUCUUUGAUGGGGUGAACUGGGCACUUGUGAGGGGUGCUCACCCACCUUCUGUCCCUGACCCUGUAGACUUCGGGCAGUUUAGAUCUAAGGAGAAGAAGGCGGCAGAGAUUGCAGUUGUGAAUGCUCCGAGUAGAUUACCUUCUGGUGCUGCUGCAGCUAAACCAAAGACAGGCAAUUUUGUUGAGUAUUUUUAG